Lodderomyces margitis is the source of this 486-nucleotide messenger RNA. RefSeq names its product endopeptidase catalytic subunit (gene IMP2). Gene Ontology annotation, molecular function: serine-type endopeptidase activity. The transcript has a single exon. Bases 1 to 486 code for a protein of 161 amino acids. NCBI's taxonomy places the organism in Eukaryota, Fungi, Ascomycota, Pichiomycetes, Serinales, Debaryomycetaceae. The record is from RefSeq and is a predicted model, not a curated record. Gene Ontology annotation, cellular component: membrane; mitochondrial inner membrane peptidase complex. Gene Ontology annotation, biological process: mitochondrial respiratory chain complex assembly.
AUGCCAUUAAGUCACAGUUUGAAAACCACACUACUCACGAUAUCAUGGUUACCCGUGCUAUACACCUUCACCAACCAUGUGUACCAGCCGUACCAAAUCACUGGGUCGUCAAUGACCCCAACGUUCAACCCAGGAACAUUCUCAACGGCAAAAGAUAUAGUGCUUGUACAAAAGUAUAAUAUAAAGACGAAGGAGAGCAAUAUAUCACGAGGCGAUGUCAUUAUGUUUCGUCUGCCUUUAGACCCCGAGAAGUUGUUGACAAAAAGAGUAGUGGGAGUUAAUGGAGAUGUCGUACUACCGUCUUCUGAUUACCCUAAGCUGGAGGUGAAAAUACCGCGAAAUCAUUAUUGGGUUGAAGGUGACAACCGGGUUCAUUCGAUUGACUCUAACGAGUUUGGUCCGAUUAGCAAAGGUCUAGUAGUGGGUAAAGUCGUUAUGAUCCUAUGGCCCUUGAGUCGGCUUGGUCAAACUUUGAGCAGACCUUGA